Trichomycterus rosablanca is the source of this 228-nucleotide messenger RNA. RefSeq lists its product as uncharacterized. Gene Ontology annotation, molecular function: DNA binding; protein heterodimerization activity; structural constituent of chromatin. Bases 2 to 226 code for a protein of 74 amino acids. NCBI's taxonomy places the organism in Eukaryota, Metazoa, Chordata, Actinopteri, Siluriformes, Trichomycteridae. Gene Ontology annotation, cellular component: nucleosome. Gene Ontology annotation, biological process: nucleosome assembly. The record is from RefSeq and is a predicted model, not a curated record. The transcript has a single exon.
GAUGUCCGGAAGAGGAAAAGGCGGCAAAGGUCUUGGAAAAGGAGGCGCUAAGCGUCACCGCAAAGUUCUCCGUGAUAACAUCCAGGGUAUUACUAAACCUGCCAUCCGCCGUUUGGCUCGACGUGGCGGUGUGAAGCGUAUUUCCGGCUUGAUCUACGAGGAGACCCGCGGUGUGCUCAAGAUUUUCCUGGAGAACGUGAUCCGUGAUGCCGUCACCUACACCUAGUA